AUGAAAAAGUCAAAAACGUCAAACGUUAUUUCGACCAUAUCUCAGAAACAACUGAAGGACAUUCAAGGAUAUUUCUCACGCCAAAAUGGAAUUAGACAGGGAAUACAUGAAAAUGGGACUGCCUUGGGAUCAUUGGCGUUAAAGUCAAAACCCUCAGAUAAUAAAGCCAUUGUAGAUUCCGUCUUAAGGGAUGUCAUCGACCGUGAUAAGCUUCCGGAAUCAUCCUUGGUAAAAGUUCUCACUUCAGUAUAUCUAGACGCUAAAUCAAAGCUUGGAGCCAAUGUGUCACAGGAUACAACACAGCAGGUAUGUAAAUACUUUUUUCUCAUUUCAAGAGCUUGGUUUGCAUCUCCCAGAAUGCUCCUAAAAGUCCUUUAG
Schistosoma intercalatum is the source of this 378-nucleotide messenger RNA. The record is from the annotation of a GenBank genome assembly. Lineage: Eukaryota; Metazoa; Platyhelminthes; Trematoda; Strigeidida; Schistosomatidae.